This is a messenger RNA of Carica papaya (papaya), 5065 nucleotides long. NCBI's taxonomy places the organism in Eukaryota, Viridiplantae, Streptophyta, Magnoliopsida, Brassicales, Caricaceae. The record is from RefSeq and is a predicted model, not a curated record.
GGUGAUAUAAAAGGAGGAAGCAGAGCCACAUUUUCGCCAUUUGGUCCCUUCACUCUCUCAAGCCCGAGUGAGAGAGAGAGAGAGAAAGAGAGACUGAGAAAGAGGGAAAAGCUGGAAGGACCCUAAACCCCAAAAACCCUAGAAACCGCCAUCUGAGAUUCGGCAUACUUUUGCUUACUUCGAAAUUGUCUGUAUGUCCAUUUGGUCUUCACUUUGGGGCUUUCUUAUCGACGUGCUGAAUUGAAUUGAAAUCUAAAGCUAUGUGGAACAACGGAGGUCAGCAGCUUGCUCCACCAGGGACCGGAGGGUCGGUUAUACCGCCUCCUCCAGCGGCGCAGCCCUCAUAUACGGUGCUUACUCCAAAUCCUCCGCCGCAGCCGGCACCGUCACCACAGGAGACGGAGGCGAAGCUCGAGGAGAAGGCCAGGAAGUGGAUGCAGCUUAAUUCUAAGCGUUAUGGAGACAAGAGGAAGUUCGGUUUUGUUGAGACACAGAAGGAGGACAUGCCCCCGGAGCAUGUCAGGAAGAUUAUCCGAGACCAUGGCGACAUGUCUUCUAAGAAAUAUCGUCAUGACAAACGUGUGUAUCUUGGAGCCCUCAAAUUCAUUCCUCAUGCAGUUUAUAAGCUCCUUGAAAAUAUGCCGAUGCCCUGGGAACAAGUCCGCGAUGUGAGGGUCUUGUAUCAUAUCACCGGAGCCAUUACAUUUGUAAAUGAAAUACCAUGGGUUGUUGAACCUAUCUAUUUGGCUCAGUGGGGUACCAUGUGGAUCAUGAUGCGUAGGGAGAAGCGGGAUCGUCGGCACUUCAAAAGAAUGCGGUUUCCUCCAUUUGAUGAUGAGGAGCCUCCAUUAGACUAUGCGGAUAAUUUGUUAGAUGUAGAUCCCCUAGAGCCAAUUCAGUUAGAGCUGGAUGAAGAAGAAGAUUCUGCUGUAUAUACGUGGUUUUAUGACCAUAAGCCUCUGGUGAAAACAAAACUUAUCAAUGGCCCAAGUUAUAGGAAAUGGCAUCUAUCCCUUCCAAUCAUGGCAACUCUCCAUCGGCUUGCAGGCCAACUGCUUUUUGAUUUGAUUGACCGCAAUUAUUUCUACUUGUUUGACAUGCAGUCAUUUUUUACAGCAAAAGCAUUGAACAUGUGUAUACCAGGUGGCCCUAAAUUUGAACCCUUGUAUCGUGACAUGGAGAAAGGGGAUGAGGACUGGAACGAGUUUAAUUUACUACUUCUUGGAUUGACUCGAGCGAGUGAGAUUGCUGGUCCACCACAGAUGCCUAAUGAGUUUAUCACUUAUUGGGACACAAAAGUUGAAACACGACAUCCAAUACGACUUUAUUCAAGGUAUAUUGAUAAGGUGCAUAUAUUAUUUCGAUUUACUCAUGAAGAGGCUCGAGACCUUAUUCAGCGGUAUCUUACUGAGCACCCUGAUCCUAACAAUGAAAACAUGGUUGGAUACAACAAUAAGAAGUGCUGGCCCAGAGAUGCGAGGAUGCGGCUAAUGAAACACGAUGUAAAUCUUGGUAGGAGUGUCUUCUGGGACAUGAAGAACCGUCUUCCUCGAAGCAUCACUACCUUGGAAUGGGAGAACAGCUUUGUUUCUGUAUACAGCAAGGACAACCCCAAUCUGCUUUUUAGCAUGUGUGGAUUUGAAGUUCGUAUUCUUCCAAAAAUAAGAAUGACCCAAGAAGCAUUCAGCAAUACGAGGGAUGGAGUUUGGAACCUACAGAACGAGCAGACCAAAGAGCGAACUGCAGUUGCUUUCUUACGAGUUGAUGAUGAACACAUGAAGGUUUUUGAGAAUCGUGUCAGGCAGAUUCUUAUGUCCUCUGGUUCAACAACGUUCACAAAAAUCGUUAAUAAAUGGAACACCGCAUUGAUAGGUCUUAUGACAUACUUCCGCGAAGCAACUGUGCAUACGCAAGAGCUAUUAGAUCUGCUGGUUAAAUGUGAAAACAAAAUUCAAACUCGAAUUAAGAUUGGGCUGAAUUCAAAAAUGCCUAGCAGAUUUCCUCCUGUUAUCUUUUACACUCCAAAAGAAAUUGGAGGACUUGGCAUGUUGUCUAUGGGUCACAUAUUGAUCCCUCAAAGUGACCUUCGGUACAGUCAGCAGACAGAUGUUGGUGUAACUCACUUUAGGAGUGGAAUGAGCCAUGAGGAGGACCAGCUGAUUCCUAAUCUUUACCGCUACAUACAGCCCUGGGAGAGUGAAUUCAUUGAUUCACAGCGUGUCUGGGCAGAGUAUGCGUUGAAGAGGCAGGAAGCUCAGGCACAAAAUAGGCGUUUAACCCUUGAAGAUUUGGAAGAUUCAUGGGACAGGGGAAUACCACGUAUAAAUACUUUGUUUCAGAAAGACAGACACACUUUAGCAUACGAUAAAGGUUGGAGAGUUCGAACUGACUUCAAGCAGUACCAAGUUUUGAAACAAAAUCCUUUCUGGUGGACACAUCAGAGGCAUGACGGGAAGUUGUGGAACUUAAACAAUUACCGUACAGAUGUCAUCCAAGCUCUUGGAGGUGUUGAGGGAAUUCUUGAGCAUACGUUAUUCAAAGGAACCUACUUUCCAACCUGGGAAGGUCUCUUCUGGGAAAAGGCUUCUGGUUUUGAGGAGUCAAUGAAAUACAAGAAGUUGACAAAUGCUCAAAGAUCUGGUCUCAAUCAAAUUCCUAACCGUAGGUUUACUCUUUGGUGGUCGCCUACAAUAAAUCGUGCCAAUGUGUAUGUUGGUUUCCAAGUGCAGUUGGAUUUGACUGGAAUUUUCAUGCAUGGAAAGAUUCCAACCUUGAAGAUAUCUCUAAUUCAGAUAUUCCGAGCACAUUUGUGGCAAAAGAUUCAUGAGAGCGUGGUUAUGGAUCUUUGUCAAGUCCUCGACCAGGAGCUAGAUGCUUUGGAAAUUGAAACUGUCCAGAAGGAAACAAUUCAUCCAAGGAAGAGUUACAAAAUGAACAGCUCUUGUGCGGAUGUUCUUCUCUUUGCUGCACAUAGAUGGCCUAUGUCAAAACCUAGUCUUGUAGCAGAAUCAAAAGAUAUGUUCGACCAGAAAGCAAGCAACAAGUAUUGGAUAGAUGUACAACUCCGAUGGGGAGAUUAUGACUCCCACGAUAUUGAGCGUUAUACUCGAGCCAAAUUCAUGGAUUAUACCACUGAUAAUAUGUCAAUAUAUCCAUCGCCCACUGGUGUAAUGAUUGGGAUUGAUUUGGCAUAUAAUUUGCAUUCUGCUUUUGGCAACUGGUUCCCUGGUUCAAAACCACUGCUAGCUCAGGCAAUGAACAAGAUCAUGAAGUCAAAUCCAGCUUUAUAUGUUCUGAGGGAGCGAAUAAGGAAAGGUUUGCAGUUGUAUUCAUCUGAGCCUACAGAGCCAUACUUGUCAUCCCAAAAUUAUGGUGAAAUAUUUAGCAACCAAAUAAUAUGGUUUGUUGAUGACACCAACGUUUAUCGUGUCACAAUCCAUAAGACAUUUGAAGGAAAUCUGACCACAACUAUUAAUGGAGCUAUCUUCAUCUUCAACCCAAGAACGGGGCAGUUGUUCUUUCCCAAUAUAGUGAUUAAGGGAAGUGAGUUGCAGCUCCCAUUCCAGGCGUGCUUGAAGAUUGAGAAAUUUGGGUGAUCUGAUUGAAGGGCCACUGAACCGCAGAUGGUUCUAUUCAAUAUUUAUGAUGAUUGGUUGAAGAGUAUAUCGUCGUACACUGCAUUCUCUAGACUCAUUUUGAUCCUUCGAGCACUUCAUGUGAAUAAUGAGAAGGCGAAGAUGUUGCUGAAGCCUGACAAAACAGUCAUUACCGAGCCACAUCAUAUCUGGCCUUCUCUCACUGAUGAUCAGUGGAUGAAGGUUGAGGUUGCCCUAAGAGAUCUUAUACUUUCGGAUUAUGCAAAGAAAAACAAUGUGAACACAUCAGCUUUAACACAGUCUGAGAUACGUGAUAUCAUCCUUGGAGCUGAAAUUACGCCACCAUCGCAGCAGAGGCAACAAAUUGCAGAGAUUGAGAAACAGGCAAAAGAAGCAAGUCAGCUAACAGCUGUCACAACAAGGACGACAAAUGUUCAUGGUGAUGAACUCAUCGUCACUACCACUAGUCCUUACGAGCAAGCUGCGUUUGGAUCGAAAACUGAUUGGCGCGUGAGAGCAAUAUCAGCAACUAAUCUUUAUCUGAGGGUCAACCAUAUAUAUGUUAAUUCAGAGGACAUAAAGGAGACAGGAUAUACUUACAUCAUGCCCAAGAACAUUUUAAAGAAGUUUAUUUGCAUAGCAGAUCUCAGGACUCAAAUUGCCGGGUAUCUAUAUGGUAUAAGCCCUCCAGACAAUCCCCAGGUGAAGGAAAUCCGCUGUAUUGCAAUGCCACCCCAAUGGGGUACUCAUCAGCAAGUUCAUCUUCCGUCAGCUCUUCCUGAGCAUGACUUCUUGAAUGAUCUAGAGCCUCUGGGAUGGAUGCAUACACAACCAAAUGAGCUUCCUCAGUUGUCACCACAGGAUCUGACAAAUCAUGCUCGAAUCCUGGAGAACAACAAGCAGUGGGAUGGAGAAAAGUGCAUUAUCUUGACAUGCAGUUUCACUCCUGGCUCCUGUUCGUUAACUGCAUAUAAACUUACCCCAAGUGGUUACGAGUGGGGACGUGUCAACAAGGAUACAGGAAGCAAUCCCCACGGCUACCUUCCUACCCAUUAUGAGAAGGUCCAGAUGCUCCUGAGUGACCGGUUCCUCGGGUUUUACAUGAUUCCGGAUAAUGGGCCAUGGAAUUAUAACUUCAUGGGGGUGAAGCACACAGUGAGCAUGAAAUAUGGUGUGAAGCUUGGAACACCACGAGAGUACUAUCAUGAGGAUCACAGGCCAACCCAUUUCCUCGAGUUUAGCAACAUGGAGGAGGGUGAUGUUGCUGAAGGCGAUCGCGAGGAUACCUUCUCCUAGACAUCAAUUUUCUUCUUACUUGUAACAGUUCAUGUACAAGCCACGCCCAUGAUGUAACUGUAUUUGAGCACAUAAUUUUUGAAUUAGCUGUAAAUAUUUCUGAGCUUUACUCUAUGUAGCUAACAGAUUUUGGUUCAUAACAAGAGUAUAAAUUUUUCAGCAGGUUUUAAUUC